AUUGACUUGGAUACAGAUAAGGUCAUGUGGUAUAUCAAACAGCAUACACCAUCGAAUUUUUUGUUUAUAUAAGUUCUAACUGUCUAAUAUGGAUGCUGCAGAGUGGAAAACACGGUAUAUCUUGCUUAUCUUUGCCUGUUUUCUUCCCUUUGGGUGUUACUUCAAUAUCGAUGUUUUGGGUGCAUUACAGAAAGACCUACAGGGAAUCCAUACAGGAAACUGUAGUAACCACACUGCCAACAUGACGUGCUGCACUGACUGUCUAGGAUUGGGACCAGAUCGUUAUAACCAGUUGUACGCUGCAUACUCGUGGAUGAAUGCAGUUAGUGCCUUGCCUGGAGGGUAUUUCAUCGACAAAAUUGGAUAUAGGGGUUCGGCCAUCCUAACGACAACCGUAGCUUCUCUAGGAACGCUUCUGUUCGCUGUCUCUGUCACUGACUCAAUCAGGACUACAUCUGCCAUGUUCCCACUCAUGUUUUGUGGCCGCCUGCUCCUUGGAGCUGGAACAAGUCCUGCUCUAAUUGUUCAGAACAGAAUUCUAGCUUCCUGGUUCCCAGACAAUAUAUUGGUAGUAUUUAGUCUGAUGGUAGUUGUUCUACGACUCGGUAAUGUCUCCAAUUUUUUCCUCACUGCCAACAUCGCCAGCUGGAUCGGCUUGUCAAGAACGUUAUGGAUAAGUAUGCUAGUUUUUGUUUCAAUAUGUUUAACAUCUAAAUGACAUGAUUUAAUAAUGAUAUACAACUCUUUCUCAUAUAUUCAAUAGGAAACAGCCUACUUAAAAACUUGAAAUUAAUCAGUCGUGAAAAAACUGACUGAUUUUAAAAGCCAAUAUACAAGAAAUGUGACAAAAGUGUAUAGUAUUUCUGGUGAAUCGCCUUCUUUUCCCUAUCAUAAACCUUUCUAUGAAUCGUUCAUGUCACAUACAAUGUAUUUUACUAGGAACACUGUGAAUAUCAAUCUUUAAAAACAUAUUCAUGGUUAACUAAACACACUGUAAACUAAGGGACCGCGGUGGCCGAGUGGUUAAGGUGUCCCAACACUUUAUCACAAGCCCUCCACCUCUGGAUUGCGAGUUCGAAUCCUAUAUGGGGCAGU
Molecule: messenger RNA, 1095 nt
Organism: Pecten maximus
Lineage: Eukaryota; Metazoa; Mollusca; Bivalvia; Pectinida; Pectinidae
Product: major facilitator superfamily domain-containing protein 1-like
Exons: 7
Coding region: 89-718 (209 amino acids)
Biological process (GO): transmembrane transport
Molecular function (GO): transmembrane transporter activity
Source: RefSeq, a predicted model, not a curated record